AUGGAGAGACUGGAAACAACAAAACUUUUACUAGAACAUGGUGCCAAUCCAUAUGCCAAAAGUCGCUACGGUGACGAUGCAUUGAGAACAGCAUGCUUAAAAGGCGCUCAUCAAAUCUUUGACUAUUUAAAAACUCAUUUAACUUAUUCCGCUGAACGACUUGCUGAAUCUCACGAAUUAAUUGGUUCGACAUUUUUAGACGAACACAAUGAAAGUCGUGUCGCAAUCUUGCAUUGGCGUUUAGCACAUCAUAUACGUGCGUCACAUUCUCCCUACAUAGAAAAACGACCAAAAGUUCCCUUACGCCAUGCUUACAACAAUGCAGUUGAGUUCACAACGUUGGAAGAGCUUGAUAACAUACACGCUGAUAUGGAUGCAAUGCGUAUACAAAGUUUAUUGAUUUGUGAACGCAUACUUGGAACAGCUCAUAAAGAUAUGCUAUUCCGUUUAACUUUUCGUGGUGCAUCCUAUGCAGACUCACUGCAACUGCAGCGUUGUAUCGAUUUGUGGCGUUUACUAUUGGAAAUACGGGUUGAACAUUCCUCUAUAUUGCAUUUUGAUACGUGCUUUGCUGCACAGGCGCUAGUACGCUUGAUGCUUGAUUUAUACGAUCGUGCAAGUCGAAAUAAUAACUCGAAUAAUCAACCAACAUCUGCGCAAAGUAGGCGAAACAAUGAACCGGAUUUUAUCGAAAAAGAAUCAUUGCCAUUAUUUAAUGAUAUACAUGCUGUGUUUAAGCUUUUAACUGGCCCAAUAAAUGAAGCGCAUGAUCUUUUACAAAUUCGUCCAGUUUUCAGGAAGCAGCAAGAAAAUUUUGAUCGUAUGCUAAAGUGUAUAGCCCAUUUGAUAUAUUUGCUCAAUUCUACAGCACGUACGGAGGAACAAAAGAAAUUCCAAUUUUGUGCUGUGCGUGAUUUGGUGAAAUUAAACGUUCGUAGUGCUUGUACAAGUGAUACGUUACUGCAUCUAUGUGUAUCUCGUUUAAAUGUUAUUAAAAGCGGUUACUUAAGUGAUGAAAACAAUGCAUCGAUUGUAUUUCCCAAUUCUGAAGUUCAAUAAUUUUUAUGAUGCGCGAUGCGGUGUCAUGCCAGAAUUGAGGCAAAAUCAACACCGUUACAUGUCGCUGCACAGCCAUAUAAUUUUAACAACGAUAUUAUUUUGCUGUUGUUGGAUAAUGGAGCUGAUUUAGACCAACCAAACAAAUCAGAUGAACGUCCUUUCAAUCUAAUAGCUAGCAAUCCCACCAACACCGUACACCUGUUAAAUUAUGUUACACUUAAGUGUCUAGCAGCCACAGUUCUGAGUAAAUAUAAGAUUCCAUAUAAGAAUGAAAUACCAAAAGUUCUAGAAGCUUUUGUUGAACAGCACGAACCCUAAAC
This is a messenger RNA of Teleopsis dalmanni, 1379 nucleotides long. Its product is annotated as protein fem-1 homolog C-like. Lineage: Eukaryota; Metazoa; Arthropoda; Insecta; Diptera; Diopsidae. Gene Ontology annotation, molecular function: protein binding. Gene Ontology annotation, biological process: ubiquitin-dependent protein catabolic process. Gene Ontology annotation, cellular component: ubiquitin ligase complex. The record is from RefSeq and is a predicted model, not a curated record. The transcript has 6 exons.